Molecule: messenger RNA, 908 nt
Organism: Hypanus sabinus (Atlantic stingray)
Lineage: Eukaryota; Metazoa; Chordata; Chondrichthyes; Myliobatiformes; Dasyatidae
Gene: rad1
Product: RAD1 homolog (S. pombe)
Exons: 5
Coding region: 35-880 (281 amino acids)
Biological process (GO): DNA repair; DNA damage checkpoint signaling
Cellular component (GO): checkpoint clamp complex; nucleus
Molecular function (GO): 3'-5' exonuclease activity
Source: RefSeq, a predicted model, not a curated record
GCUUGCGGAUUGGCGGGGAAGCUGGCUGGAUGCUAUGCAGGAGGAUUCCGGGUUCCCGGCUGACGCCGAUCAGUUUGUUUUAGUCGCCAGUUUGGACAACGCACGGAAUCUGUCCAACCUUCUAAAAGCUAUCCAUUUCCGAGACCACGCCACCUUCUUCGCCUCAGCCAACGGUAUCAGAGUGACAGCCGAGGCGGCCAAGAGUGUCCAAGGCAAUGCAUUCAUCCAGGCCAGUGUCUUUCAGGAGUUUCGAAUUGAAGAGGAUUCUGUGAUAUUCCUCAUAAAUCUCACCGUUCUCUUAGAUUGUCUUACAAUAUUCAGUGCAAGUUCCCUGCCAGGAGUGACCACAGCCCUGAGAAUGUGUUACCGUGGAUAUGGCUAUCCGCUCACAUUGUUCUUGGAAGAGAGUGGUGUGGUAACUGUUUGUAAGAUUCAGACUCAAGAACCAGAGGAAACUCUUGAUUUUGAUUUUUGCAAUACAAAUGUUAUAAAUAAAAUCAUUUUACAAUCAGAGAGCCUGCGGGAGGCAUUUACAGAACUUGAUAUGAGCUGUGAAGUGCUGCAGAUUACAAUGUCACCGGAGAAACCCUAUUUCAGAUUAUCUACUUUUGGUAAUGCUGGGAGCACACACUGUGAUUAUCCAAAAGACUCUGAUAUGAUUGAGGCAUUCCAUUGUAACCAGACCCAGUGCAACAGGUACAAAAUAUCUCUACUAAAGCCAUCUACUAAAGCAUUGGCUCUCUCCUCUAAAGUUUCACUUCGCACAGAUAACCGGGGAUUUCUCUCUUUACAAUACAUGAUCCGCAAUGAAGAUGGGCAGAUCUGCUUUGUCGAAUAUUAUUGUUGUCCUGAUGAAGAGAUGGAAGAUGUAGACUCAUAAUUAAGAUUUUAAUAAAACCAAGUUUUUA